Messenger RNA from Rana temporaria (common frog), 8473 nucleotides. RefSeq names its product chondroitin sulfate proteoglycan 4-like. The transcript is spliced from 10 exons. NCBI's taxonomy places the organism in Eukaryota, Metazoa, Chordata, Amphibia, Anura, Ranidae. The coding region runs from base 13 to 7143 and encodes 2376 amino acids. The record is from RefSeq and is a predicted model, not a curated record.
CACCGAGCAGACAUGACCCCGGGUGUCACCUUCACCGCACUGUGUGUGCUGGGAGCCCUACUACACGUCCGAGCCGCUUCUUUUUAUGGUGAAAGUUAUGUUGAAUUGAAGAAGGUGGAAUCGUUCUCGAAGAUAUCUCUUCAGUUGCGGUUCCGAACCAGCAAGGCAGAUGGGCUACUGUUUCUGGCAGCUGGGAAGAAUGAUUAUUUUUUGGUUGGAUUACAUGUAGGUCGUGUACAGGUUAAAAUGAAUUUUGGAAAGGGUGAACUGGUGUUCUCCUUUGACCAAGGCCCACAUUUUAAUGAUUUGGAGUGGCACUUAAUCAAAAUAAGGCAGGAAGACGGGAAUAUUACCCUUACAGUGGAUACGCAUGUCAAAUCUGAUAUUGUUUUUGGAUCCAAUACAUUUAACAUGCAGCAUGGCCUCUAUGUUGGUGGAUUUGGCAGCCUUAAAGUCCCUUAUGCAAAAGAUAUGCAUGCUUAUUUCAGAGGAUGUCUGGAUGAUGUUCUAUUCAAUGAAUAUGAUCUACUGUCAAACCUUAGGCCAUAUGCUGGUUUGAAAAAUGUUCAUGAGGUAUCUCUAGGAUGCAGUGAUGAGUUCUUUAUAAGUGAAGAGGAUCCUAUCAGUUUAUUUAGUUCCAAAUCAUACUUGACUUUCCCACGCUGGAAUAUGGAGGAUGAUGCUGUCUGGGAAUGUUUUCUUCAGCCUUCAGUUGGAAGAGGUUUGUUAAUGUAUCAAUCGGGGAAAGGCGAAGAUUUUAUUUCUUUAGAAAUAAUAGACUGGGUUGUAAGAGCCAGCAUUGGAAAGGGCAACAAUAUAGCACAUCUUGAUUUCCCAAGUUCAAUCACAGAGAAUAAAUGGCAUUACAUCAAACUCAAAAUCACAUCAAGACAUUUUCAUCUUACAGUAGGGGAGAAGACUGAGAAAGCUUUGCUCCCAUCACGUGUUAAAACUCAUGGUCCCAUGUAUGUGGGUGGUGUCAGUGAUGUUUCACGUGAGCAUGUAAAACAUUUGGGUCUGAUGUCACUUUCUGGGAAGCAUUCAAAAGGAGGAUCAUUUAAAGGCUGUAUAAAAAACAUAAAGGUGAAUUCAGUUAUGCUUGGAUAUAGAAAUGUUCUAUCCACUAAAGAUGUUUCACCCGGUUGCCAAACUGAAGCUGCACUGAGCACUGUUUCAACACUGGAAGUAAAAACUGUUCUUUUGACAUUAGCUCCUACUACUUCUCAUGUCCCUACAGUGGUAACCAAGAAAAAUGAAAAUGUCUUCCUCACCCUGAAUAAUUUGAUGGUACAGGAAGGUAGUAAAGGCACUCUGCAGUCUAAACACAUAAAAUUGAAUUUAAAUUUUAAGGAGCUUGGUAUUCGUCAGUCUCAAAUUUUAUUUAAGGUUAUUGAGUACCCACUACAUGGCCAGUUAAAGUUUGAUGUCCCUUCACAAGAAAAGGGUAUGUUUACCAUGCUAGACCUGUGGCAUGGAAGAAUUACCUAUACUCAUGAUGGCACAGAAGGAUCAAGCGAUCAGUUUAGCUUUUCUGUUACUACGAAUAGCAAGAAUGAGAUGCCAUCCUAUCUUCGUGGGGAAACAUUGUAUGUCCUCAAUAUAACUGUGACACCCUCUAACGAUGCCCCAGAGCUUUCUUUGCCAGAAGGAAAUUUGUUCACCUUACUGGAAAACUCCAAGAAAUGCCUUUCUGGAAAUCUGAUAAAUAUUUCCGAUGUGGACUCUGAGCCACAGAACCUACAUCUGGUAAUCCUUGGUAACUUGAAUGUAGAUGCUGGAUUUUUAGAAAAUGUUAAAGAUCCUGAAAAAGCCAUUUCCACGUUUUCUUAUUCUGAUUUGCUUGAAGGCCACAUAUAUUAUGUCCACCGUGGAGUUAGGAACUCACGACUUGUAUUAAGAGUUAGCGAUGGUGAUAAAGUGAGUAAUACAGUUGUGCUGAGAAUUUUGGCCAUACCCCUAGAAUUUACAGUGGCAAAUAACACUGGCAUUGAAGUGAUUCAAGGGGGAAAUGUUUUAUUUCAACCAAGUAACUUGGCAGUGGAAACCAAUGCAGUAAACCAGGACAUAGAAAUUAAGUUUGAUGUUACAGAAAUGCCAAAGUUUGGUCAAAUCCAGAGACGAAGUUCUGCAAAUGAAUGGAAGCCAGCAGUCUCCUUUACUCAGCGUUCCCUGGAACGAGAUAGAAUACGAUACCUUAAUACAUACAAAGAGAUCCAAGAAACUGAUGUAAUUGAAAAGUUUAAAUUUAAAAUCACCGUAGCCAAUAAGUCUAGUGAAGAAUUGAUAUUUCCAAUUAAAGUACAGUGGCUUAAAUAUUCAUUGCUUAAAAAUAUUCCUUUAAAGAUUGAGAACACAGAGAAGACUGUUUUUGGUGUUGACAACCUACGUGCCACAGUGGAGGGAAUUCGUAUAGAAGAUAAACAUAUUUUUUUUAAAUUAGAAUCUGUGCCCACUAAAGGAAAUAUUCUAAGUAAAAAUAAGGUUUUAAGUACAAAUAGUGUGUUCAGUCAGAUUGAUAUUAUAGAGGGAAGUAUUGAAUACAAAUUAAAUGACCAACCUCGUGAAGAUGCUCAAGAUUCCUUCAAGUUCCUUAUAUUCACAAAAUAUGCACAAUCAAAGUUAUAUAAUUUUAGAAUACUUAUUACUGCAGACUUGAAUAGCAUCAUUCUCACAAACAAAGGAUUGUCAUUAGGAGAGGGUGAGACAAAACUUAUAACAAAAGAUGAGCUGUUUGCACAAACAUUAAAUAAUAAAACAUUUUCCUUCAAGGUUUUGAGGAGUCCAUUCAAUGGUAAACUCAAAUUGAUUAAUUUUUCCACUUCUCUAACGAGCAAUGAUAACAUCACUGCCUUUUCCACACAAGAUAUCUUGGGUGAACGCCUCAUGUAUGUCCAUGACGAUUCAGAAGCCUUGUCAGAUGGCUUUGUUGUUCUUGCUUCUUCUGAAUCAGAUACACCAGACCUGGGUGUUAUUCCAGUUCAGACUGAAUUUACUUUUAACAUAUACAUAGAGUUGAAGAAUGAUGAGAAGCCUAUCCGUGUGGUUGAUAAACUUUUUCAUGUAGUCCGAAAUGGUCAGAGGUUACUAACACUGGAAGACUUGUGCUACCAUGAUCCUGAUACCGAUUUUGACGAUGCACAGUUAUUAUAUACAAGGCGUGGUAUUCCAAAUGGAGAUCUUGUUUCAUCUGAUGAUACUUCUAAAAAGCUUUACCAGUUCACCCAGGAUGACUUGAAGAAUAAACGCGUCCUUUUCAUUCACCAGGGCGGGGCCUAUGGCCGUUUUGUCUUAUUUGUAACUGAUGGAAAACAUUACACAUCCUCACUGCUAGAAAUUACAGCGUCUGAGCCCUUCAUUAAAAUAAUAAACAAUACUGGUUUGUUGGUCCAGAAAGGAAAGAAUAAAGUAAUAACAACAGCCAACUUUAGCAUUGCAACAAACAUGUAUGUAAAUGGUGAGAGUGAUAUUCAUUAUAGCAUAAGUCUACCACCAAAACACGGAAAGAUUAUUAGAGAAAAACAGGCUUCAAAAUCGUUCACACAUGAAGACUUGAAAAAUGGACAUGUGGCUUAUAAGCACAAUGACGGCAAUCAUCUAUCUGACGCGUUUACUGUCACUGUGAAAAUUGAUACAUUGUCUGUAGAAGUUCAAAUUAAAGUUCGAGUCUAUUUGGAAAGUCAUCAGAAACUUCCAACUGUACAAAACCUCAAGUCCCUUAUGGUCGAAGAAGGAAGGCCGGUUAAAAUAGACAAAGACAAGUUGCAAGUUGUCCAUGAGGAUAACGCCCCUGGUGAAAUGGUUUUCACUGUGGUCACGCUGCCGAGAUAUGGAUAUAUACGCAGACUUGAGUCCCUGAUACACCGUUUUCCCGAUGACCUGGCUGUGAUGGUGUUUACACAGGAAGAUAUUAACAAUGGUGAUAUUCAGUAUGUGCAAACUGAGGCUGGCCAAUUGCAAGACAACUUUACUUUAGAUGUGACCAACGGUGUUCGGGAGAUCAUGGGCAUAACCGUGUCUGUAGACAUAAUCCCAAUUCAGAUUCCACUGGAGGUUCAAAAUAUUACUGUCAAGGAAGGGGCAUCCAAAGCCUUGACACAGGAAUACCUGCAUAUACCUAGCAAACAUUUCCAUAAUUACAAUUAUGAGUUUGUUCUGGUUGACCCCCCUGCUCAUGGCCGAAUUGAAAACACUAGAUUUCCUGGAAUAGAGUUAUCUACUUUUACCAAAAAACAGGUGGAGCAGGAACUGAUCUUUUAUGCCCAUGAUGGUAGUGAAACAUUGCAGGAUAAUUUUACAAUACUUUUGAACAAUACAGAAGUUUCCAAACAAAGUCUCCCGCGGUCCAUAUUUGUGUCUGUUAUACCCAUAAAUGAUGAAUACCCAGUGAUAACAUCCAGCAACAUAUUUCUAGUCUGGGUUGGCUCUGUGACUGAAGUGACUUCUAAUGAUUUGUUGGCUGAAGAUAAGGACACCUCCCCUGCUGAUCUGGUGUUUUUCAUCACUCCCCCCAGCAAUGGUCACCUGUCACUGAAAUCCCAUCCAGAUCGGAGCAUUCUCAAUUUCACCCAGCAGCACAUAAAUAAUGGACAGCUGGUGUUUGUACACAAUGGACCAAUGUCUGGGGGAUUCAACUUCCAGGUUACAGAUGGUUUGAAUUUUGCACCUAGACAAAUUUUUAGUAUCACUGCAAGAACCCUGGUUAUAAAUCUGGAAGUAAAUAAAGGUCUUGCUGUAUUUCCAGGAACACGAAGGGUCCUUUCUUCAGGGGUGUUAAAAGCUGUAACCAAUGACCAGAGUGACAUAAAUAAUAGGACAAUAACAUUCCAAGUGUCAAGCCCUCCAAAACACGGUCGAAUCAUAAAAUUGGAACAGGAAAAUGCAACAACAGAAGUGUCAACCUUUACCCAGUCAAUGGUCGAUAAGGCAGUGAUUUUCUAUGAACAUACAAAUACAGAAACUCUGGUUUGGAGUACACAGGAUUCCUUCUCCUUCACAGUCUCUUCACCUCCGGCUGCGUUCGAAAACCAGAAGUUCCUCAUAACUAUAUCAUAUGAGAUUGAUGAUCUGGACAGACCAACCCGUCUCAUUGCAAAUACUGGUGCUUCUGUUUUGGAAGGAGAAAAAUUUCAAAUAGACAAAACAAAGCUGGAUGCCUCCAACCUUCUAGCCAGGCUGCCAGAAACUCAACGAGCUGCGUAUGAAGUCUGGUUCCAGGUAACCAUGUUACCCAAACAUGGCGUGAUCAUAGUCGGAGACAGGAAUAUUACGAAAGACAAGCCCAACUUUUCCCAGUACAUCGUCAAUAAAUUUGGGAUUACCUAUGCGCACAAUGGAGCAGAGUCCCCUACAGAUAACUUCACUUUUGCCACAUGGCUCAAUUUAAAAAGUAAAUCUGCUGUUAAGCCAGAUUUUGAUGUUCUAGAGGAGAUGUUUAAUAUCACUGUAAUACCUGUUAAUGACCAACCACCAGAGCUUAAAACAAAACGGCCCAAUCUGAGAGUUUUGCAAGGAAAAAUGGCUGCAUUUAGCCCAGAGAACCUGAAUGUUGAAGAUCUCGAUAAUCCACCAAAAGAUAUAACAUACACUGUUAUAAGCGCACCUAAUAAUGGCUUCUUAGCCAAAUUGGACAACCUAAAUGAAUCCAUUCAGCAUUUUACACAAGCUGAUAUUAAUAAUGGCGACCUGUGGUUUGUACAAGAUGGAAGCCCAAGCUCAGGCGUGUUCUAUUUCAGUGUGACAGAUGGCAAACACAAACCAUUAUAUAAACUUUUUAACUUAGAUGUUACCCCUGUUUCUAUAACUUUAGUUAACAAAACACGUCUUGUCCUUGUGCAAGGACAGACCUAUGCCACAAUUACAACAAAAAAUCUAGCAGCUACCACAGAUGGACAAAGCCCAGUGAUUCAUUAUGAGAUCUUGCACACACCCAUGUUUGGCAGGAUUUUAGUCCAUGACACACCUGUGACUAACUUUGAUCAGAGAGAAAUAGAGUCUGGCAAAGUAGUAUAUCACAUGAACAACUUUACUGCAUCUCAAGACAGUUUAGAAUUCAUGGUCUUUACUUCAGAAAGUAAUCUGACAGGACAGGUUCUGAACAUCACUGUGGAGCCUCUAGUAAAUGUCGCUAUUGGAAUAAAAAUGCCAACGGGCUUAAAGUACACCCUAAAAACUGGGGACCUGAAUGCAACCAAGCUAGCAAAUCUGACCAGCAGUGACCCAGAAUAUUAUGUUGUUUAUGCACCAGCUUAUGGUAAACUUGUAAGAAGAAAGACAUCUAAAAAAGACGAGUAUGUAGAGAUUGAAAAGUUCACACAUAGUGACAUUGAAGCCAGACAAAUACUGUUGGAUGUUGACGCCAAUGUGACAGAUCAGGAAAUGAUCAAUGAUUCAUUUUCUUUUAUGUUAAAAGCCAAUAAUGUGCCUCCUGCUCUGGGAUACUUUGCCUAUUCUUUGGUUCCAUAUGAUCCAGUACUUGUGGACUCUUCUCCAACUGCAGAAUCUUUUUUAUUUACCACAGCCGCUCUAUUGUACACCAGCCUGAGCCAUGAGAAAAAGACAACCAGCCACUGGCUGAACAGAAAUGUUACAGAAGCUCCCAUAAGGAGAUUUGGCAAUCAAAAUCGAUGGGGAAAUCAAAGACAUGACGAGCCAACUCUUCCUUUGGAAAUAGCAACCACAAGCUCUUCUGGUCACAAAACCACAAUUAAACAAACUACUGAUGAUCCUAAAGCAGAGCCUAGCCAAACUGAUCCCCUUUCAAUCAUAAUCCCUUUGGUAGUUGUUGCUGUCCUGCUGCUGGUCAUCAUUUUUAUUGUUUGGUUUCUUCUCAAGAAACGAAGAGAAAAAAAGGCUCCCCCACAUGUCAGAAGUCACUCCUAUAGCAUGGUUCCUCAGGUUCCUUCACCAUACAUGGAGAGAAGUACCACUGUGCCAACUGUGACUGUAACCCCCCUACAAAAUCCCAAUGAUAACUGCUCUGUAAGCCCAUUGUUGCCACCCAGGCAUGGCCAUUUACUUGCAAAUUCUGCUCCGUCAUUUGGUGCCAACACUGAUCAGAAGACCUGGUUGCAGAUGGAUCCAGAAAUGAUACAACAUUGCCGAAAAACAAAUCCCACCCUUAGAAAUAAUCAGUAUUGGGUGUAACAAACUGUACUCAUAUAAACUUUUAUAUACUAAUAUAUAUUUUAUAAAUAUGUAUAUUUUUAGUAUUUACCAAAACAGCCAUUAUAUUCACAAGGUGCAUACGUUACUGUAGUUUUUAAGAGGCAGUCAUCCAUUCUAGGAGCCAAUAGAUUAUUGUAGGCCAAUCAGCAUUAUGCGUUUGACUUAAAUAGAGAAGACAGCUGUGCCUUUUUUUUUAGAUGUCGGCUGUCAGGCCUCUAAAAAUGUUCCCGGUUUGAUCUGGGUUUCUUUAAUAUCAUUUUUUUAACCUUCAAGUACAAGUACUGAUAUUUUCAGUCAAGAACUUGCUAAUACCAAGUACCUUUUUACCCUUUACAGUGUGAUUUGAGCCCAUACAAAAUUAAUGAGCUCAAAUCCCACUGCAAAGAAUUGAUUCAAACAGGAAUAUGGUGCGUUAUCCAGCACCACUCUUGUGUGAACACAGGCUGAAGGAAGCCUGGGUUCCCACAAGAGCGAUGGGGGAAACCGCAUGUGAUUCGGACAGGAAUUGCACUGCAUUCCUAAUUGCAUACGAUUCUUUACAGUGUGAUUUGAGCCCAUUCAUCAUUGAUUUUGUAUGGGCUCAGUUCGCACCGAGAAGGUAUUGGUCUCGGGAAUCGGAGCAUCUGCACGAGUACUCGUGCAAAUACUCGGUAUCUGUGCAAUCCUACUUUUAUCAUAUGUAUUUGUCUUUUAUGUGUUGAAAAACAAGAUGUCUGCAUACUGGUGUGUGUGUGUGAUUUUUUGCACCCAUCCACACUCGUGCGAUUUGACAGUUCCAAAUUGCAUGACAAGUCACACCGCAUCGGCAAUGGAACCAUUCAAAUUGCAGCAACUCAUGUUGCAGGGAAUUUGAAAAUACUUUUUGCCAGUUUUAAUGCGACUUGCCUAGACUUCUGAAAUUGGCAGUGCAAGUCUCACUGAUGUGCAGCUUUGUAAUCGUGCGAUCGCGAUUUCAAAGCCUCACCAGUGUGAACGGGGGCUCAGAUUAGCAGUCAUUUUUUAUGCUACCUCUUUGUUGGUACUGGACUACUAAUCGCUGAUGUUAAAUAUUUGUGCCAUGUCCAUGACGCUUUUACUGCCACUAGUGACAGGUUUGUGUUGGUUUCACAUAAAGAUUUUUAAAGUGUUUUGGUUUGCUUUGAUAGCUGGAUCAUUGUACUACUGACAUGUAUUUAUUUAUUUAUGGUCCUAAUGUGACUGCAGGACUUUCUAUGGCCCAUAAGGCCUUAAUCACCAUGUGCCUUUUACAUCUUGAAUAGCAAUUGGACAGCACUACUGCACAAAUAAAAUAUUUUGUGCUGUAUGUAAA